This is a messenger RNA of Oncorhynchus mykiss (rainbow trout), 1393 nucleotides long. Lineage: Eukaryota; Metazoa; Chordata; Actinopteri; Salmoniformes; Salmonidae. The record is from RefSeq and is a predicted model, not a curated record.
UCGGAUUUGACGAUGUAAAACGUAAUUCGAGGGUUUAGGACCCAGGGCUGUAGUUUGUACUGCUGCCUAUAUAGGAUCAAAAUAGUCUAGGUGGGGUUCUCUCAUUGUCUCCUCUUGACAAGGAUUUUGAAACAAAAUACACAUUUACCCUGGGCAGAUGCCUACCUACAGUUUCGAUCAAAUCAAUGAAAUAAAGAUAGCUAGGAGACCAGGGAUGCCUAACCUUUUUCACCUGCACUGGUCUGAAAGCGCAAUAUUUUGGGCCUAUUCUAUGGGGAGAUUGUCUAGCCAAGCCUGCCCUAUCAAGUCGGUGCAGACGAAGAAACUGAGGAAGCAAUAGACUUUAGACUCUUGGAAUGAUACACCCUCUGGUUAAAGUUUAUUUGGAGGCGUGCAGCUGUUAAACUUAUUCAUUUCUCUCCGUGAAAUCAGCACAGGUCUACUCUAGUAAGUAAUGGAGAUUCCAGUAUUCACUGUUGAUGCGUUUACCAAUUUACCUUUCAAAGGAAAUCCUGCAGCAGUUUGUCUGCUUUUACAUGAAUUGCAGGAUGAUAUGUACCAGAACAUUGCUGCUGAGAUGAACCUGUCAGAGACUGCCUUCAUCAUACGGCUGAAUUCAAAAGAUGACUUCAGCUCAGGAGCACGUUUUCGUUUGCGUUGGUUCACCCCCACCACUGAGGUUCCUCUGUGUGGCCAUGCCACCCUGGCUUCAGCUGCAGUACUGUUUUACAAAAAAAAAAAUGUCAACUCAACAGUGGUAUUUGAGACAUUGAGUGGAGAGCUGUAUGUGCGACAACAAGGGGAAUCUAUAGUGAUGGAUUUCCCCCUGAACAAACCUACUCCUGUGGGUCUUAAUGAAUUUAAAGACAUAGUUAAAGCUGCUGUGGGAGACCAGCCAGUUCAAGAAGUGUGCCUCUGUGCCAUCACCAAAAUGCUAAUGGUGUGCCUUGCUGACAGUUGUGACAGGUCAGUGCUCACAUCCCUGCAGCCAGACCCAGCAGUUCUGCUUCGUGUAGACACUGGCGGGAGGGUUAGGGGUCUGCUUGUCACCAGUAUUGGAGACCCUGGCUGUCAGCCUGGCUAUGACUUCUACUCCAGAAACUUCUUCCCUUGGUUCGGGGUUCCUGAGGACCCUGUGACUGGCUCUGCGCAUACUGUCCUUACAGGCUACUGGUCAGAGAAACUUGGCAAGAAAAAGAUGCUAGCCUAUCAGUGCUCUAGUCGUGGCGGGGAGCUGGAGCUUGAACUACAGGAUGAUGGCAGGCUCAAUAUCGCUGGCCAGGCGGUAACUGUCCUGCAGGGGAUUCUCACUGUGUAGAGACUAUGCUGUUUACUCAGAACGAGCCAAAUGUACAACAGGAGCAUAGCAAUUAAAUGUUUUAAAAAACUCUGA